Molecule: messenger RNA, 2426 nt
Organism: Bufo gargarizans (Asiatic toad)
Lineage: Eukaryota; Metazoa; Chordata; Amphibia; Anura; Bufonidae
Exons: 9
Coding region: 9-2024 (671 amino acids)
Source: RefSeq, a predicted model, not a curated record
AGAAGAUCAUGGCCACCUCACGCGUUGUCCUCCUUCUCCUCCUUCUCCAUUCAGGUGCAGCUUUGGAGAUCCGGGGUCCUAGCACUCAUCAGGCUACAGUCGGCUCCGCUGCUCUCAUUCCCUGUCACUACACAGUACAGAAACCUCCAGUGGAUCCCAAAUUUUUUGCAGCGUUUUGGCACUUCCAGGGAAAAGAAAUUCUGAGUUAUGAUGAUGAAGUAAGAACAACGGAUGCCAGAUAUUCUCUGAACUUAGAGAAAGCACUGAAUGGAGAGGUGGAUCUUUCUAUAUCGGAAAUAUUCCUAUCAGACGCAGGGGUCUACACCUGUACAGUGAUCUACAGCCCAGAGCGGGGGCAGAAGGACAUCACACUGCACAUCACAGUUCAGACAGCUCGGCCGCAGAUUGUGAUCACUGAAUAUAAUGUUACUAUAGACAAGAAGAGCGUCCUGCGCUGCUCCGUCACUGGAUUCCACCCUAUGGACAUUGAUAUUGAAUGGUUCAGGGGCACGGAGCGGAUGACUGAUGUUACUAUAGAUAAGCCCUGGAGGAAUUCAGACGGAACGUACAAUGUGAACAGCACCGUGGUCAUAAUCCCCGCCGAUGAGGAGAAGGAGCGGAUCUUCUCAUGUAGGGUCCGACAUGAAUCUCUACCAGAGCCUCUCCAGGAAGACUUCCAGCUGACAUAUGGAGAUAAAAAUGUGAUGUCGCCGAAUUAUAUCCUUCUUAUCUCAAUCGUGGCAGUUCUGGGGAUUCUGAUUCCAAUUAUUGCAGUUAUAGUCGUAUGCUGCAUACGCAAAAAAAUAAGAACGCCUCAUCCACAGAGCGGUGCUGUUCCUCUAACCAGUCCAAAUAUAUCUACCACGGGGAGUGACAAAAGCACGGGCUCGCCACCGGUGACAGGAACGCCUCAUCCACAGAGCGGUGCUGUUCCUCUAACCAGUCCAAAUAGAUUUACCACGGGGAGUGACAGAAGCACGGGCUCGCCACCGGUGACAGGAACGCCUCAUCCACAGAGCGGUGCUGUUCCUCUAACCAGUCCAAAUAGAUUUACCACGGGGAGUGACAGAAGCACGGGCUCGCCACCGGUGACAGGAACUCGGCCUGACCUCCAGAUUGGAGAAAUAACGGUACCGGAGCUGAUACUGAAUAAGAGAGCCACGAUGGAGUGUGCACUACAUAAUUACGAUAAUGGCAAACACGACAUAACAUGGUAUGAAAAGAAGCCCGAAACCGAGGAACCAAUACCUGCAAAUGAUCAACGAAGGUUCCAAACCAUAGGCCUCCAAGAAGAAUCAGACCAUGGCCUCACCUGUAAAGCCUAUCUACAUCUCACCUCAGUAAAAUCAUCAGAUGAUGGAGCAGAAUAUAUCUGCAGAGUGACGCCCUCAAGGUCUGGGGAGAUGAUUGAGAGGAGAACAGGGAAACUGUCCGUGACUGAACAAAGACCAUCACACAAUGAUAAAAGUCCAGAAAAAGUCCCUUCCCCAAAGUUACCAGAAGAUCAAGCAGAAGCAUAUGACCAGAGACAGACAACACAUAACGAGACCGUAGAAGAGAGACAUAUACAGGAGCCGAGGUGGGAGGACAGAGAAGGCUUGUGUCCAGUCAAUGGAUCAAUUCAUGAAGAAGAGAAGCAGAAAAUGCCGGCACCAGAUCAUAACGUGGAAAAAGAAAGUGAUGAAUUGGGGGAAUACGAUAACAGUGAAGGUACAAGGACAAAUGGAAAUAUCAGAGCAGUGUGUCCAGCUAAUGAAGCACCUGGAGAAGAAAGGACUGAAGGCCAUUCACUACCCACCAAUGAACUAUCUCAUGGAAAGAAGACUGAUGACUUAGAGGAAUGUUCUACCGGUGAAGACGAAGAAGAACUGGACCAGAAGAAAGAGAAGGAAGAAACAUCACAUCUCCUCAAUAAACCAAUUGAUGAGGAAGAAUUAUCAUCAUUAUCAGAGGAGGAGGACAAUGAAGAGACUUCACUAAUGAACACCAAACUUGACACUGGAUUAGAUAAGAGUUCAUAUUAAAAAAAGAGUAAAAAUGAAUAGUGAUGGAGUCUACAUAGACAAUCGGUUGAAGAUGAGACUAAGCUGCUAAACAAUACAAAAUCUGAUUAACCACUUCAUUACGGACCAAAUGUGUCACUGAGCAUGCGCUGAGUACCGCGGACGGCCUGCGCGAGAUUUCACCGAGCGGACGCAAGGAAUCUGUGGGAGUAGUUACAUCCAAAUAAUCAUAUAGCGGAGGGGGGGGGGGGGGGCGGCUGUGGCACAGAGAUCGGGUGUCGGCAGUUACUUACGCUGGAAGAGGCGUGCUUGGGCUCUAAAGGAAGGCGGGCUGGGCACUGUACGGGGGAGUUCCUGGGCUCCAGAUUAGGAUAAUAACGCCCCUCUGGGCACCUUGGACACUCAGUUGCAUAACAUAAAAAG